GGCCAAUGAGCGCUCGACCUCACACCCAGGAAAUGGUCCCCUUUUGAUGUCCUACAUUCCUCUCCAGGUCUCACUCAUAUUUCUGUUCGCUGUCCUUGCAGAAUGUUAAUGUGCAACGAUGAUGCUCACACCGCGUUGGACUGUGUCUAAUAUUACUAGACACCUGCGAGAUCGUUAUCUUAAGUAAAGCGACAUUUUUUUUUUACAGAGGAACGUUUUUAAGAAAAAAAAGAAGAAACAAUGAGGCCUAAUAUCAAAGAUGAGGAUCAAAUGUCAAGCUGAGGAAUCCAACACGCAGCAGGCAUGUCCACACAAAUGCAAGCCUUUUCCUCUCCCUCCGUGUCCUCCAGCGGCAUAUCCCGCUCCAAGAAACUGAAGGUGGAAAACCAUGCAUGGAACGUGAGCAACCAAUCAGGCGAGAGCAGCUACUACCAGCACAGCCCCAGCCAAACCAACGGUUCCUCUCCUUCCACAUCUGGAUUCAACCCCAGCUACAACUCCUCCAGCCUGGUGUUUCCUCCACCCGGAGCAUCGAGGGAGCAGACGGUGGUCCGCGCGGCGGACAGCACCGGCAGUGGCCCGGAGCCUUCAUCAUCCUCCUCAUCAUCAUCCACAUCCAGCCACCGCGGAAAAGAUGCGAGAUCUAAUUCUCUGACUUGCGAGGGCUAUCAGAAACGGGCCAGUCUGAAGCGGAAGAGCGAGGAGGUGGACAGUAGUGACAGCGUGCAGAUUUUGGAAGAGCUUUCAGCGCCUGUGCUCCCCAACCGCGUAGCCGGAGGUGGAGGAAACGCCACGGCUCAGUCCAUCGCUCAUUCCACGUCCACCACCAAAAGCAGCAACUCCCACAGCGAGGGCGACUACCAGCUGGUGCAGCACGAGAUCCUCUGCUCCGUCUCCAACAGCUACGAGGUCCUGGAGUUCCUUGGCCGGGGAACUUUCGGACAGGUCGCCAAAUGCUGGAAGCGGGGAACCAAUGAGAUCGUGGCCAUUAAGAUCCUCAAGAAUCAUCCUUCGUAUGCGCGCCAGGGUCAGAUAGAGGUGAGCAUCCUCAGCCGUCUCAGCACAGAGAAUGCAGACGAGUUCAACUUUGUGCGCUCCUACGAGUGUUUCCAGCACAAGAACCACACGUGUCUGGUGUUCGAGAUGCUUGAGCAGAACCUCUACGACUUCCUCAAGCACAGUAAGUUCAGCCCGCUGCUCCUCAAGUGCAUCCGGCCGGUUCUGCAGCAGGUAUCGACAGCCUUGAUGAAACUCAAGAGUCUGGGGCUUAUCCACGCUGACCUAAAGCCUGAGAACAUCAUGCUGGUGGACCCCAUCAGACAGCCCUACAGGGUCAAGGUCAUCGACUUCGGUUCUGCCAGUCACGUCUCUAAGGCCGUGUGCUCAACUUACCUGCAGUCUAGAUAUUACCGAGCUCCAGAGAUCAUUCUGGGCCUUCCGUUCUGUGAGGCCAUUGACAUGUGGUCUCUGGGUUGUGUCAUUGCUGAACUGUUCCUGGGCUGGCCUUUGUAUCCAGGAGCUUCAGAAUACGAUCAGAUUCGGUACAUCUCCCAGACUCAAGGUUUGCCAGCGGAGUAUCUCCUGAGCGCUGGCACUAAAACCAGCCGUUUCUUCCACAGAGGCCCAGACUCCAGCUACCCUCUCUGGAGACUGAAGACUCCCGCCGAGCACGAGGCUGAGUUUGGCAUCAAGUCCAAAGAGGCUCGCAAAUACAUUUUCAACUGCCUCGAUGACAUGAUGCAGGUCAAUAUGACUAACCUAGAGGGCACAGACAUCUUAGCGGAGAAAGCUGACCGGAGAGAGUUUAUCGACCUGCUAAAGAAAAUGCUAACAUUAGAUGCGGACAAGAGAAUAACACCCACCAAGACCCUCAACCACCCGUUUGUGACGAUGACCCACCUGCUUCACUUCCCACACAGCUCUCAUGUGAAAUCCUGCUUCCAAAACAUGGAUAUCUGCAAGCGCAGGUGCACCGCCUUCGACAACAACAAAAACCUAUUCAGCAGCCACAAUGGCCCGAGCGCAGCCGCCAACCUCACCGUCACGUUCAGCAGUCAACUCAAUCAGCACAGCCAGAUGGCCUCCACAGGGGGCCAGUCCCUGUCUCUUAGCAGCAACGUUCCUUUACUGAACUACCAGCCUGGUCUGUACCAGCAGGCCACUAUAAAUAUCCCAGGCUUGGCUCAGCAGAGUGUGCCGCUGCAGGCUCGCCCUACUCAGCUGUGUGCCCAGACAGAGCCCUUCCAGCAAACCCUCAUUGUGUGCCCUCCUACCAUCCAGGCAGGGCUGCAGACCUCCAACAAACACACUGGCUAUCCUGUGAGAAUGGACAACUCUGUGCCCAUAGUGCCCCAAAACCAGUCCACACAGCCUCUGCAUAUUCAGCCCAGCAUGUUGACACAGUUCCUCCACACAUCCCUCUAUCCCUUCCCCAACCAGAGCAACAGCAGCAGCACUCCUCUGACCCUGCGCCUCCCGCUGACCCUCAGCUCUCGCCAUCUGGAGCAGAGUGCCACAAUGCUGCAGGGCUGGCCAGCAGGUACCCAGCAGAUCCUCAUUCCCUCUUCAUGGCAGCAGAUGUCAGGCAUGGCCAUGCACAAUCCCAGCCAGCCUGUCCUGUCCACAGAUUCACCCAUGAGCUCGCUGCUCUCAGACAACAGCAACCAACAGAACAGCUGGAGGGGUCGUCAUGGAGGUCAGUGUGAUGGGACGCAGCAGGGCUCUGUGCAGGGGCGUAAUGUGAACACACAGGCCUCCCACGCUGGUGCGGCCAGCGCUCGCUCACAGCAGAACACACUGAAGAGGUCAAAGGUCAGACAUGCCGACAACAGAGUCAGACCCACGUCCUCUCAGCAGCAGGCAUCUGCUGCAGCACACGGCUGCGGUGAUGCUUCCCAGCCAAUCAUCAUCUCUGACACUCCCAGUCCUGCCGUCAGCAUCAUCACCAUCCACAGCGACACCGAGGACGAGGACGACAGGAAGAUUCCUCCUGAGAGCUGCAGUGUGAACCAGCGCACAAACGUCAUCAGCUGUGUGACUGUCCAUGACUCGCAGGACUCUGACUCCUCCACCAGCACCCCUAUUAGCCCCAAACGCCAAUCCAGCUUUAUCGAGAACAACACGCACUCCAAGUCUCUGGCCGUGGUGACUCCCUCAGUCAAAACACAGCUCUGGGAUGCGGCGUCAGGAGAGCAAAGUACUAACAGUUCUGGAAAAUCAAAGAAAGGAAUGGCCUCCCAGUCCAGCGACCGGCAUCAGAGAGCAGCAUCAAACAGAUCUCAGCCUCUCAACCUGAGCCAGGCACAGCAGUCUAUGGGCGGACCUCUGAGACGACAGCCCACCUACCCACCAACAGGCCCCUCCCACUCCUACAGGCUUCAUGAAGCGUCGCUUUUCGGCUCCGCCUCCAGUCUGUAUGCAUAUCCGGCAUCAGCAGCUCUGGCCUCAGUCUCUCAGGCAGUGGAUCAGCUGCACAACUCCAGCUCCACCUCGUCCAGCAGACACACACGCACCGCCGGCCCAUACUCAGCCUCCCUGAGUCUCCUGCAGAAAAACAGUGCCAUGGGCGUCAUGUGCCACGCUUCAGCCCCGUAUCAGCAGCAGCUGUCAGCACAGUCGUACCAGCGGUCGGCAGCGUUCCCCCUCAGCCAGAGGAAACUCAACCAGUACCCCUACCUGUGAGAAACACCCACCGGAAGUGUAUCAUGGACGUUCAGCUGGAAAUGCCAUUUCAGAUUAAGUCAUUUUAGUCUUUUAUUUGGUUUAAUGCACUUCAAUCAUAGCACUUUUUAGAUUUUAGAUCAUGAACGCAAAGCGCUUUUAAAUGUUAGCCAUUGUGCUUGCAAAGAAGUCCAGAGAAAAUGUCAAAAUUACUUUACAAUCAACACAUAUAUAUCAUACAUGGCUGUGUUUGCAAUGGUAUGCUAUUAUACUGCUCUUAUUGUUUAUUAUCCUAAGUAGAUAGCUAUAUAAAAUGCUACUUUAUAUUCGAAGCAACUUAUAAAUGAGAAAUACAGCGAAAUGGGUUAUAUUAGAGCAGCGAUCGUGAGGAAUUAUGCAUCCCACAAUGUUGCGCACACAACUGGAAAUUCUAUUGACAUUAUGAUAAAUGACUUCAUAUAUAUGUGAAGAACCUAUUUAAUUAUACAGGCAACAAUUGCAUUAUUAUUAUUAUUUACAUUUUUGAAUUAUUAAUUAAACUUUUUUUAACAACUACAGGAAAAGCACAUCUCCCUAUCUAAUUCAUGUUGUUAUAAUGCAAAACAAAUAAUUCUCAUUACUGUAAUGCCAAGUUCAGACUGAAUAAUUAAAGCUUUGAUUUUGACUCGUUAAAAA
Messenger RNA from Danio rerio (zebrafish), 4335 nucleotides. The record is from RefSeq and is a predicted model, not a curated record. Lineage: Eukaryota; Metazoa; Chordata; Actinopteri; Cypriniformes; Danionidae.